AUGUCGCACAAGAUUCUGCUGGGAUUGCGGUCUAAUCACCGACUCGCUGCAGCACUUUAUCAGCGGUUAGUUCCGCCGUCCUACUUGGGUGGUCCAUGCCGUAUGGGAUCAGACGAUCUGGAGCGUUGGUCACUGGUCUACCACUGGAUGAACGGGGGCUCGCGCAUCGGCACACUAUUCUUCACCCCAUUUUUGCCGGUUUUGAUUACGCUCGUCCUCCCCCUCGUCGUCUGCUUCUACAUCCCGCUGACCGUCUACAGGAAUACGAUGCAGAAGGCUAGAAUGGCCGAGACAGAGGACCUGAUGAGGGCCGAGGUGUUGGCCGCUCGUUUCAGGUUGAGCACCGGCCUCGGGGCGUUGUCCUGUUCCUUGGACUGUCUCGGGCUCAGCAAACUGCGGAGGAUGAUCACCGCGUCAAUUGUUGGGGAGGCGGAGCUGCAGCGGCGCGAAGCACGAACUGUUCAGGAGCGUCGUGGGGAAGAUCACCACGAAAAGUCGACCAGCUUGUCGUCGUCUUCGUCGAAAAAGAAGAAGACAACCAAGAAGACGACCAAAGAUGCCAAGAAGGGCAAGAAGACGUCGACCGCAUCUGCCGACUCCACUCCGACCAUCCCGCAAAAGCCAGCCAACAAGCCGCAGAUCUUCACCAAGGACAUCGGAUUC
Messenger RNA from Mesorhabditis spiculigera, 663 nucleotides. Lineage: Eukaryota; Metazoa; Nematoda; Chromadorea; Rhabditida; Rhabditidae. The record is from the annotation of a GenBank genome assembly.